Acyrthosiphon pisum (pea aphid) is the source of this 1707-nucleotide messenger RNA. Its product is annotated as Krueppel-like factor 15. Gene Ontology annotation, biological process: regulation of transcription by RNA polymerase II. Bases 626 to 1186 code for a protein of 186 amino acids. Gene Ontology annotation, molecular function: DNA-binding transcription factor activity, RNA polymerase II-specific; RNA polymerase II cis-regulatory region sequence-specific DNA binding. The transcript is spliced from 4 exons. NCBI's taxonomy places the organism in Eukaryota, Metazoa, Arthropoda, Insecta, Hemiptera, Aphididae. The record is from RefSeq and is a predicted model, not a curated record.
AAUAGCGACUGCAGAGUAUCUCUCUCCAAGGUUUUUCCGCAAUGGCUUUUCUUUUUCUUCUUUUGCAACGUCGGGAGGCUUACGUACGGCGACAAAACUUCACCCCCUCAUAUAAAGAUUUCGUGCUUUUACAUGAAUAUGCGGUUUAUGGCAUAGGGGGCUCUAUAUGGAGUACAGAUAAGGACGCUGAUGUGGUCUACACGUGUUUGUAGCGGGUAAGCUGCGCUCGAUCUACUUUUAUCUGAACCGUACUAAUAUCAGACAUGGCACGAGCAACUCCCAUGGGAACUACGCGUAUGUGUUUAUUUUCUUUCCUAAUAGUUGAGCUGAUGAUUAAAAAAUUAUAUAUUAUUCUGUCACCAGUAACCGAAUCAUCCGAACCGUGUCAUCUGUCGCUGUGGAGUGUCGACACGACGAGCAACGGCAUUGCAGUACUACAUAGUGUCACGACUUGGCAAAAAUGGUACUGUUGGACUAUAAAAUGUUAUACCUGCAGUAACGCAAUAUUGAUGUGAAAUUUGAAUAACCAUAAUUGUCAUAUUAUUUUAUCAAGAAAUAUAACAGCAAUUAUAGUAGAUUGUUCUGUAUCGUCGACCCCAGCAAAACAUUUUGGGACGACCCGAAGAUGUAUCUGGACGAUCCCGGUUUGGACACUUUGCUGUCGCUGACCGCCGAAGAGCUGUUACCUUGCAACGACCAAGACGACGAGACCUCAUACGAUGACGAGGAUAGCAAAGGAAAUUUGCCAGACACUCAAAGGCCGAGGCAGCCGGACAGACCGAGUGACGUUAAACAGGUGUUGGAGUGCACUUAUCCGAAUUGUGACAAGACCUACUUGAAACCGUCCCACCUCAAGGUGCACAUGAGGAGGCAUUCGGGCGAGAAGCCGUACGGGUGCAUGUGGCCGGGCUGCACUUGGCGUUUCUCCCGAUCCGACGAGCUUUCCCGGCAUUGUCGGUCACACUCAGGAGUCAAGCCAUACGGGUGCCACGUGUGCGACAAGCGGUUUUCGCGGUCCGACCACCUUGCCAAGCACGCGCGCGUACAUCGCAAACGGAUGGCCGCCGCGGCCGCCCGGCUGCAGUGGCCGCCUCAACAGUGCCAGAAGCGCACCGCCGUACAACUAACCGCGGCCACCACGGUUAACACCUCCGUAACCACCUCACCGGUCACCAGACGUCAGUGAUAACGUGGCGGCCGUCUGAUGUGGUUGUGCCAACGACGUGCCUGCGAAUUAAACACUGCAGAAAUCCACCCAACACUACUGAUGCAGAUUCUAAUAUUAUACACAGGCUGAUUAACCAGACGUGUUCACCUCCAUUUUCACAAUUUUUCACUAUUAAUAACGAAUUUAUUAAAAUUCAUAUUUUUACAAUUUUUAAUAGGUACAAUUUUAUGACAUCACAUUGAAAGUGUCCUGUGGUGAUUCAAACUUCUCAAAUCAGAGCUUUUAUUAUUGUACAUUUUUAAGCAUACCUAGUAAGUUUACGAUUUUGUGAAAAAUAGUACCGCGAUUGUAUCGCCGCAAGACACUUCUUAGAUGGUAUAAAAAUGCUAAUGAAUCAUUCUGUGUACAUAUUCUUCUGCAUCGCAACACUACCACAAUAAUGUCACAAUAAAUUAUUGCAAUGUAUAUAUUAUAUAUUAAUCAUCAUGAUCUGUGCAAACACGAAUUAUACAAAAAAUACACAAUAUAACUUACUGAUA